AUGCCCUGCUGCAACCAGGCAGACAACUUUCCCAGCUUCAAGGCUUGCUGGGGCAGCAUGUCUUUGGUGGGGCCUGCAGUCUCUUGGGCUCCUUCCCCUGCAAAGGACGUGAUCCUGAGCACUCAGAGCAACCCUUCUGUGCUCGUGGCCUCCUGGAGUGAAGCCCCUGGUGGGAAAGAUGGCUACCAGCUGGUUCUCUACCACACAGAAUCUCAGGCCCCUGUGAAGAAUGUGACCCUUCCAAAAGGAGCCACCACUUUCCAGUUUGAGAGGCUUCUGGCUGGCAGCAAGUAUGCCCUGCGCAUCACUACACUGGCGGGUCACUUGGCAGCAAGCACCAGUGUACAGCAAUGGACAGCCCCUGUCGCCCCUAAAUCACUGACUUUACGGAGCAGGCGUUCCAACUCCAGCCUUACCGCCUCAUGGGCUGGCACAGAGGGAGCAGAAUGGCUGUAUUUCACCCUCCAAAACCUCCGCAUCCCUACUGAAAGCAUCACUGUGUCAACCAGGAAGGGUGUGGACAGCUACACUUUCCAGCAUCUGCAACCUGGCACCCCCUACUUCCUGAAGGUCAGGGUGUCAGCUGGGCAUUAUGAGGCUGAGGGGCCCAGUGCCACUGCUUAUACAUACCCUCUGAGCCCAACCAGUGUGAGCUUGGUCAACUCUGGCAAAAACAACACCUUGAAGGCAUCAUGGGAAUCCCCAGCUGGAGAAAGAGAAUUCUAUCUGGUGACUCUGCAGGAGGGAAAGAGCAGCACACCCCUCCGAAAUCUGACAGUAGCAGCGCACAGCACGCACCAUGUCUUCCGUGGCCUGACUCCUGGGACUCGCUACAUUGCCUGGGUAACCGCUGUUGCUGGGCCCCACAGAGCAUCUUCUCAAAGCGUCUCGGCUUGGACAUAUCCCAUAGCUCCAUCAGAUGGCAGCCUGUCAAGCCAGGGCAGUGCCCACAUGCUUCAUGCUUGGUGGCAAGAGGCGGCUGGGACUGGCUAUGUGGCAGCACUGUACACCACAGAACCGCCCACGCUGGUGCAAAACAAUUCACUCUCUAAGGGCAAUUCCAGCCUGCGCUAUGAGCAGUUAAACCCAGGCACUCACUAUAUGUGGGAGAUCAGCACUGUCGCUGGGCCCUACAUCUCCCUGCCCCUUCGCCUCAUGAACUGGACCUAUCCUUUGCCUCCAGGCCACCUGAGCCUCAGCAGCGAAGGUCGCAGCACGUCACUGCAUGCCUCUUGGCAAAACCCCUCUGGGGGCAAAGGCCAUUACAUAGGAACCCUGUUGGAAACCAAAUCCCAGCAGGAGAUCCAAAAUGUGACCAUAGGAAAGGGCAGGACAGACGCCAUCUUCGACAGGCUGGUCCCUGGACGUCAGUACACCCUGAGGAUGGUCGGCGUGGCUGGCCCAUUCCAGUCUCCCGCUCAAACGGCCAGUGACUGGACAUAUCCCCAAUCUCUGGCCAACGUGAGUGUGAGAUGUGGCCAGACCCCCCAGCAAUUGAUUGUGAGUUGGAUGGAAUCAGGUCAAGGACGAGAAUACUGGAUACAGCUCUACUCAGAUGAAUCCCUGUCUGUUAUCCGGAACCUGUCAGUGCCACAUGGAACUGCCGAGGUGCCCAUAGAUGGCCUAGUGGAAGGGGCACGAUACCGUGUUGAGAUUGUCUCCAGGGCUGGACCUCACUAUGUUUCCUCACAAACAGCCAUUGGCUACACAGUCCCCUUGAUGCCUCUCUCCCUGCUGGUGACCAGCCGUAGCUCCUCAACAUUGUCUGUGCAAUGGAAGGCCCCUGCUGGGCAACGGGACAGCUAUAUGGUCUCUGUCUCUGAAGAAGGCCCUGAAGCUACCAGAAACCACAUUCCUGUGGAGAAAACCAGCACUAAUAUCACCCUUCUGGGGUUAACACCAGGAACAUGCUACGUCAUUGCAGUGUGGUCGCUGGCUGGACCAUACAGCUCAGCUUCCCGGAACAGCACAGGCUGCACAGCUCCUGCAGCACCUGUGAACCUGAUGCUGAGGAAUGCUGGCAGCUCUUCUGUGCUGUACAUGGCCUGGACAGAGGCCUCUGGGCACAAGGACUUCUACCGGCUUAUACUAUAUUACCUGAUGCCUCCAGGAACGGAAAGAGUUCACGUUGUGGGUCCAGGUACCCAGGAUUUCAACUGGACAGGUUUGCCAGCAGGCAGCCAAUUUGCUGUACAGAUUGUCACAGUGAAAGGGCAAACUGAGGCCUUCUCUUCCACCAUCACUGAGUGGACAUCUCCUCUGCCAGCUACCUCUGUGCAAAUGUGGAACGAGAGGCACCCGGACAGGCUGCAAGUGGUUUGGACACCAGCAUCCAGCAGACUACAUGGCUAUGAACUAAACUUGUAUUGCUCAGGAUGCCGCACCACGGCAGCACAAAACUUUGUGGGGAGAGAUGCCACCAAUUACACCUUCUUAGGACUGACACCAGGAACCAGAUACUGGUUUGAGAUUAUCUCCUUGUCAGGCCCCUAUAGAGCAUCCGCAGGAAACAUCACUGACUGGACAAGCCCUCUGCCUCCUCACACAGUGACUUUGUCAAACAAAGGGCACUCUGACCAGCUGAGUGCUGCCUGGGAACCCCCUGCAGGAGAACAAGAGGGCUAUGCACUGACACUGUAUUAUGCUGGAUCAGGCACUGUGGCAGCCAAGACAUCUGUACAGAAGAGGGCCACAAACUUCACCUUCUUAAGUCUGCUCCCUGGAACUAAAUAUUUGCUUGAGGUUUCUUCGUUGGCAGGGCCAUACCGGAUGUCAGCAAGAAAUGUCAGUGACUGGACAUACCCUGUGGUUCCCAGGAAGCUCUCUGCAGUGGUUGAAAGGGGCCGCUCUGCACUCUCUGUGUUCUGGGGGAAGCCUCUUAGCAAGCCUGAGCGCUGCCAGGUGCAGCUGUGGCAUCCUGGCAACAGGACCAUGCUCCAGAAUCACACCUUGGCCCCAUGGCAGGUCCAGCAUGUUUUCCAGGACUUGGUUCCAGGAAGAAAUUACUCCGUAUCACUCAGCUGCAUUUCUGGGCCAUAUAAGGGCAGCUCUGAGACAGUGGUAAUACCAAUAGAGCUCUCUGAGGUGAAGAACCUGCAAUGUUUCCCUGAUGUCACCAGUAUUUUUCUGAACUGGACCAUCCCUGACAGUGAUAUUAAGGCUUAUGAGCUGGCAGUGGAGACGUUUCCAAGAAGAGUCCUCCAUCAGCCCGUACUUCAUCUGGCUGUUUCCAGGGCUGAAGCAACUCUGACAGAGCUGACCUCAGGCUCAUCAUAUCAAAUUUUCAUUAAUGCAGUUGGCAGGAAUAGCAUGAGGGGUCCAUCUGUGACAAUGAUCUGCAACACGUCUGUGGAAGUCCUUCCCCCUCCUGUGCUAGCAGACAUCCCAGAAUUUGAUGCCAGCGCUAGAGUCAUCAUCUCCCCCGACAUGUUCAGCGAGGAGAAUGGCCGCAUAGAGUAUUAUGGUGUCGUUGUCACCACUAAUGAAUCUUUGUUGAGACCUACCCAAGACAUCGUCUCCCACACAUGGUAUGACCACUAUUAUGGGCAAGAAGACUCAUAUUUAGCUGUCUUAGUGCCAAACCCCUUUCAUCUCAAUGAGAGCACCGGUCCCAAGGCCUGGCCAGUGACUGUUGGCUCAGAGGAAUGCAGUCACUUGCAGAAAACCUGCAAUGGAAAACUGAAGAGAGACACACAGUACAGGUUCAGUAUUGCCGCAUUCACAAGUUACAAUCAGUGGUCUCCCAAAGUGUCCUUCACAGCCUUCUCAGCGGCAGAUGCCUCCAUGGACUCUGCUAUGCUAUCUGCUCCAAUUAUGGCUGGAAUCAUCGUGGGAUUCCUCCUGACAGUCACAGCAAUUGCUGGGUUGGUCUACAUGAAGCAUUUGAAGUCAAGGAGAAAGGAGAAGGGUAACAUGCCGCAAGAAAUGGCUACAUACAGUCUGAGAAAUAUUCACCGGCCCAUCCCCAUACAAAGUUUCAGGCAGUAUUAUGAGGCAAGGGCAGCAAACUCCAAUCAUGGGUUCUUUCAGGACUUUGAGGAGCUGAAAGAAGUGGGGAAAGAGCAACCAAAAACAGAAGCUGAACACCCUGACAACCUCUGCAAGAACCGAUACCCCCAUGUUCUGCCUUAUGAUUACACCCGUGUAAAGCUGAACCUCCUGGAUGGGGAACCCCACUCUGACUAUAUCAAUGCCAACUUUGUACCAGGUUUCAACUCCCCACAGGAGUUUAUCGCCAGUCAGGGACCCUUGAGGAAAACAGUGGAUGACUUCUGGAGGCUGAUCUGGGAGCAACAUGUCUGCACUAUUGUUAUGUUGACUGUGGGUAUGGAGAAUGGACGAGUGCUUUGUGAAUGCUACUGGCCCUUGGACACUUCUCCCGUCGUUUCUGGACAGAUCACCAUCCACUUGCUUGCUCAAAAUUUUGCAGAUGAGUGGACCACACGGGAGUUCAAGCUCCAGCAUGCAGUGCUCAAAGAGGAGAGGGGAGUGACCCAUCUGCACUAUACAGCAUGGCCUGAUCAUGGUGUCCCCGAGUCCACAACUUCCAUCAUUACCUUCAUAGAUCUGGUGCAAGCACAUGUGCAGAAUGCAAAGGACUCUGGGCCUACACUGAUACACUGCAGUGCCGGAGUGGGCCGCACAGGCACCUUCCUUGCCCUUGACCGGCUCCUGCAGCAGCUGAAGCACGAGAAGAUGGUGGAUGUGUUCAACACCAUGUACAGUCUACGGAUGAGCCGCCAUGUGAUGAUUCAGACUCUGGGGCAGUACAUUUUCCUGCACAAUUGCAUCCUAGAGAAGAUCUCUGAAAACCCACUUAUUGGCCUAUCUGGAGUAGAUCUCUCCCACCCCAUCCCUCUGAAGAGCUUUGUUCAGCAUCAUGCAAGGAACAGUUACAAGGCCAAUGCUGGCUUCCUGAGGGAGUAUGAGAUGCUUUUGGAGGCGGCAAAAGAGGAGGUCAGUUCUGCUGCAUCACUUCCUAGCAACCAACAGAUCAACUUCUGCUCCAGCAAGAUCCCCUGUGACCAUGCCAAAGUGAAGUUCUCAGCACUGGAUCGGGAUCCCUUCUCAGACCUCUCACAUGUUUGGUUCAUCCCUGGCUGCAACUCAGCCAAGGAUUAUAUAGCUAUUGAAGGACCUGAUAAACUAGCCCUGGAGGAGUUCUGGGGCCUGGUCUGGGAAUAUGGAGUCCACACCAUCAUUACUUUAACAUCUGGACGGACAAGCAGCCUGGCUCCAGAUGACACCUGCUGGCCUUCUGAGGGAGAACCUGUCUGCACGGAGAUGCUGACCAUCCAACAAGGCCCUGAGAAGGCUGUUUCAGGGUGGCCGUGCGUUCAGCUCCGACUGAAAUGCGAGAAGAAGGCCAAGGAGAGGGUGCUGCAACGCUUCCUUUUCCCAUUGUGGGCAGGAGAGGAACAGCCCGCCCCCAAGGUCCUGGUGGGCUUCCUCACCAUCAUCAGGCAGCUGGUG
Gekko japonicus is the source of this 5472-nucleotide messenger RNA. RefSeq names its product receptor-type tyrosine-protein phosphatase V-like. The transcript has 32 exons. The annotation marks the transcript as partial. NCBI's taxonomy places the organism in Eukaryota, Metazoa, Chordata, Lepidosauria, Squamata, Gekkonidae. Gene Ontology annotation, biological process: protein dephosphorylation; angiogenesis. The record is from RefSeq and is a predicted model, not a curated record. Gene Ontology annotation, molecular function: cadherin binding; protein tyrosine phosphatase activity.